AUGCUCAUCUUCAAUCAUUCCAGCAUCCUGACCUUUACUUUGAUCGGCAUUCCAGGCUUAGAGUCACAGCACUUGUGGCUAUCUCUUCCUUUCUCCUUCAUGUUUUUGGCUAUCCUCAUUGGCAAUGGUGCUAUUCUCAUCUUGGUGGCCACAGAACCCACACUUCAUACACCAAUGUACCUGCUCCUGGCCCUGCUGAUGGUGGCUGACCUCAUAUCUACUCUGGCUCUGUUGCCCAAGCUCCUCUGCCUCUUCUGGUUCAAUGACCAGGAUAUAGCUUUCAAUGCUUGUUUCAUCCAGAUGUUUUUCAUCCAUGGAGCAUCUGUGGUACGAUCAGCUCUACUCGUUGCAAUGGCUUUUGACCGCUUCGUGGCUGUGUGUAAACCAUUGCACUACAACACAAUUCUGAGCCAUUCCUUAGUUGGACGCCUGGGACUGGUAGCUCUAGCCAAGGGUGUGAUUCUUGUCCUGCCUAUGCCUCUUCUGCUUCAGAGGUUGACGUUCUGCCACAUGGUAAUUCCCCACACUUACUGUGACCACAUGGCUGUAGUAAAAAUGGCCUGUGACCACACCAGACCUAAUCGUAUCUAUGGGCUCUUUGUGAUUCUGCUCGUGAUAGGACUUGAUUUGCUGCUUAUUGGCUUCUCAUAUGGUCUCAUCCUACAGGCUGUGGUACGCCUAGAGUCUCGAAAUGCCAUCUUCAAAGCUCUCAACACAUGUUCAGCCCACCUCUUUGUCAUCAUUGUCACUUAUGUGCCUGCACUGUUUUCCUCCUUCACCCACCGAAUUGGUCUCAAUAUCCCACCUGAAACCCACAUUCUCCUUGCCAAUCUCUACCUUCUUCUACCUUCAAUGCUCAACCCCAUCAUCUAUGGUAUCAAAAUGAAGAAAAUACAAGACAAGGUGGCUAAAUGCCUGUGCAAAAAACCUGCAUAG
This is a messenger RNA of Artibeus jamaicensis (Jamaican fruit-eating bat), 936 nucleotides long. RefSeq names its product olfactory receptor 52P1-like. The transcript has a single exon. The record is from RefSeq and is a predicted model, not a curated record. Bases 1 to 936 code for a protein of 311 amino acids. Gene Ontology annotation, molecular function: G protein-coupled receptor activity; olfactory receptor activity. Gene Ontology annotation, biological process: G protein-coupled receptor signaling pathway. Lineage: Eukaryota; Metazoa; Chordata; Mammalia; Chiroptera; Phyllostomidae. Gene Ontology annotation, cellular component: membrane.